Molecule: messenger RNA, 1395 nt
Organism: Camponotus floridanus (Florida carpenter ant)
Lineage: Eukaryota; Metazoa; Arthropoda; Insecta; Hymenoptera; Formicidae
Exons: 6
Coding region: 213-656 (147 amino acids)
Source: RefSeq, a predicted model, not a curated record
GUGAUCGUGAUCAUAAAGAGAAAUCUAAAAACAUAAUAUUAGAAGAUAAUAACUUGCGAUUCGUUAAAAUAGACUUUCAAAGAACUUAUCGAAAAUAUAUGUAUCUAUGUGAAUUAAUAUCAAUUCGAUUUACACAUAAGAAUUAGUAGAGUAAAAAAAACAAUUAAUUGAGGGUUGAACGGAAACCGAUUGAGUGCAAACGUUUACCAAAAAUGCAAAUUAUGUUUGGAACAAUUUUAUGUGUUUUAUUGAAAGGUUUAAUAUUGACAAAGGCAACUAUCACGUCGAAGGAUGAUAACACUUCAAACAUCCUUCAGGAAGAAAGUAUUUCCAUGUAUCCGGAUUUAAAUUUCACGCAGGAUAUUUUAAUGUCCGAGAAAAAUAAUCAUGUACUAAAUUUCAAAUCUGACCGGAGUCAUUCUGAUAGUAUUAUGAGAAAUGAGCAAAAAGUCGAUGAAGUUACACUUGCAAAUAUUUCUAUCAUCCCAGAAUCUAUCGAAAACAAUUUGGACAAACCAACAUCUCUCAGAGCAUUUGUACAAUUCGACAGUCAAUUCACAGAAAAAGUAAACGACAUUUUUGUGACAUUGAGAUGGAAUCAACCUGAAUCCGAUGAAAUAGUACAAGGGUACACGGUGCAGUGUUUUUUCAUUUAAAAGCGAUUCAAAUCUGCGACGAUAAAAAUAUCACCACUACAAAAUUGGAGCACACGGUUCACAAUCUAACAUUUAACAUGACAUAUUAUUUUCGAGUACGUGCGCAUACAAAAAUUGUUGCUGGAAAUUACACGGAUUUAAUCAAUGUGUCGACUACACAUGGAAAUCCAAUACCUAAAUUAUUACUCACAAUGAAUUGAGAUAUCCAAAUAUGGGACGCGGAUUUAAACAUCAUUACUAAUUUUGACAUAUCGUUACAAUCAAGAUUAAUAGAUGUCGCUUAUUCGAUACAAGAAUAUAGAAUAUAUUGGAUAACCCGAAGAGACUUAAUGACAUUGAAGAUUAAUGAAAAUAAUAUCUUUGAUCAUGCAACAAAAAUAAAUAGCUUUGAUCAUGAUCUACAUGAUCUCUGCAUUGACUGAGUAGCAAGGAAUCUAUAUUUGACCUAUCAAGAGUCAGGCUACUCUGUAAACUCUGUAAACUCUCACUACAUUGUAAAGUUCGACUUAACAAUAUGGGAAAAUGGCAUAAUUAAAUUUGAUAAUAUUUUGAAAAAAAUCUUUGCUAUUGACUGUUUAAAUGUAUUACCAUCUAUAGGAAUUUUAUAUUACACAUCAUACAAUCAGACGACUACAAAAUAUGAUAUGAUAAAAUAUCAUUUCGAUGAAAAAAACGAGCAAAUUGUUGAGAUGAAUACUUCCUUUCAACUAAUUUAUUAUAUAAAGUCUUUUAGUAAUAU